Messenger RNA from Pocillopora meandrina, 999 nucleotides. Lineage: Eukaryota; Metazoa; Cnidaria; Anthozoa; Scleractinia; Pocilloporidae. The record is from the annotation of a GenBank genome assembly.
AUGGGGGAUAGCUCUGUUCAAGAUCUGCCACAUCUAAGCCAAUACGAAGAAGAAGAUGAUGAGGUGCAGGAGGUUGAAAAUGAAGAAACCGAAGAAUUACAAGAAGAAGAGGAAAAGGCUAGAUUUUUAAGUCAUUUUGCUGGUCCCUCCUUCCACCAUCCGCUGUUUGCAGCCACACAAAAAUGGCAAAACAGCAUUGCUCGCAGUUGCGCAAGAUCCUUUCCAUAAUUUAUCUAGUCGAUCAUAGUCAUCUUUGUUUAACAAAUCUCUGAUACGUGACAAAUUUCAAGCUGAGAAAAAGUACCAGCCACACACAGUAGAAACUAAUUUAUUAAGUCUGAGGAACUUAUGCUCUUUCGUUCUCACAGAAAACCCGGAAUGUAUUCAAGUUGAUCCAGCUAUUGUGCAAAAAGUUGCAGAGAAUGCGCGUCUAUGGUUAUCGUCCUACAGAAAGGACAGCAACCGCCGUCACUUACAAAAACAGAGUGAAGAUCUUUAGAAGUUAGUUACGCCAGACAUGGUGUCCAUGUUUGAAAAUAAUGAUUCAGCUUGGAAAGCAGUUGCUUACAUGGGCCAAUUUAGUGGAGCACACUCCCUACAUAUGAAUCAGUCGAUCUACACACUAGUAAGAGGUUUUAUUUCAACAGAAAUGACAAUUGCAAAUGCCCACCGAUCUGGGGUUCUGGCCAAUAUGACAAUUGGAGAGCUGGAGGAAGCCAAGGAGACCAAGCAACUUUAUUCUCAUAUCUGAAAGUUUACGUCAGUGAAAUGCGCCGUCAAGUUUCAAAUUCAGGGAGCAAGUACAUUGAUGACAGGUCAAUGCCUGUUUUUUUGUCAUGGAACGGAGCAAAACUUGAAUCUGGGCAACUUUCUACUGCUAUCAAUGCUGCUUGGAAGAAGGUAGGGAUGGAAGGGCAUGUUUCUUUCACAAUAUUUUCGGAAGUCAACCGUCACAAAGGUUCAUGGAGAUCACGAAGAAAUGAAAGGUUAUCUAGCUGA